AUGAAAGGUACCAAUACAAACGUCAGAUUAUACCAAAUUAUACCGUUGGCUUUGUUAAUGAUAAUCGUUAUUCCCCCUGUGACUUGCAAAUGUAGGUGGAGUUGUUUUAGCACGACAUCUACUGAUGAUUACGAAGGUAGAUAUACUCUGACCCAACAAGAGGCUAACUAUCCAAUCCCAAACCCAAACCCAGGUCGCAACUCAAGCAGCCACAGUCAUCCAAAUAACCCGACCAAUACCACCAACAUUACCAACCAACCAAAUACCACAAACGCAAGCGCACACAGAAACCAGAGCAAUCGGGUCAGUAUCUACGACAAUGUCCCCGAGUCACAAAGCAGUAUAGCCGACAACUCAUCUCUUAACAACCAAGGAAGAAGCCAGAGCGACCAAGCUAUUACUGAGCAACAAAACCCCCUGUUUACUUGCAUAGCUAGCGACCGCAAUGAGUACAUCAAGAAUGUAUGUGAGAUGAUUGACACAGAAGCAUCCGGCAUUGACAGCAUAUUUGCCGAGGAAAAAUGUGACUUAACAAGCCAGUCGGAGAAAACCUUGGCGAAUGAAAGAAGCCAAGAUCCUUUUGUAAGCCAAGCCAAUAACCAAGAUUCAUUAAACCACUUCGGCCCCCCACCAGCUAAUCCAAAUAUUCCAAGCUUCUCUAAUACUCAGAAAUCCCUAGCCACUACACCCCAGCCACAAACACCUCAACCAUCGACGCAAUCAAACUGGCGACCAAAGCCAGUCCCGCAUUCCAAGCCGGUAAGACUUUUCAGGUCGAAAUCAACCCAAUCCGACAAACCUUCUGAAGACCAGACAAACCCAAUACCGUGGGUUGGGGUGGAUUGUGUUGGGUUAGUCCUGAAGGCGCAAGAGACGUUAAAGUCUAACCCUCCUAAAUCCGAGUGCAACCAAUCUUCUGAAGACCAGACAAACCCAAUACCGGUUUACACAUCUUCGACAACCUCAUUGGGAUCUUAG
Molecule: messenger RNA, 978 nt
Organism: Nematocida homosporus
Lineage: Eukaryota; Fungi; Microsporidia
Exons: 1
Coding region: 1-978 (325 amino acids)
Source: RefSeq, a predicted model, not a curated record